Molecule: messenger RNA, 1020 nt
Organism: Malaya genurostris
Lineage: Eukaryota; Metazoa; Arthropoda; Insecta; Diptera; Culicidae
Product: trypsin-like
Exons: 4
Coding region: 98-1003 (301 amino acids)
Biological process (GO): proteolysis
Molecular function (GO): serine-type endopeptidase activity
Source: RefSeq, a predicted model, not a curated record
AUCAGUCAGUUCGAUUUCGAUUGUUGUAGCUUUGAUACGCACGCUAUCCGAUAAAAGCAAAAUCUUUCCGUAAGCCGUAUUGCACGAAACUUGCAACAUGUUUCGAAACUCAAAAUUGAUAGUAUAUCUUUCCAUCCUAAUACUGGUGGGAACCAGUGUUACAAUGUCACCGAUCGAGCCUUCAAACAGUGAUCCUCGAAUCGUUGGAGGUUUUCCAGCUCUCGCCAAUUCCACCAGUCAUCAGGUGUCAAUCAGGAGCAAAACAAACGACCUAGUAUCGUUUGGGAGUGGCCACUUCUGCGGCGGUAGUCUCAUAAACAAUCGGACCGUGCUGACAGCCGCCCAUUGUCUCGUGGAUUCCAAUAAUAAGAAACGGGCAGCAAACUUUUUCCGUGUGGUCGGCGGAAAUGUCAAUCGCUUGCUAACCGCUGGCAGUGAAAUACGGGACGUCACUCGGGUCGUCAUACACGAACGCUACAAUCCCGAGAAUUUCGACAAUGAUGUCGGAAUAUUAAUACUCUCCGAACCGAUACCGAGCACGCACCUAACGCUUCGUCCGAUCAGCCUUACAAAUUCCACACCCUCGGUAGGAACUAUAUGCCAAACUAGCGGAUGGGGAACGAUUAGAUACGGUGACAAAAUUGCAACCAACCAGUUGCUGGCAGUCAACAUUACGGUGCAGUCACUACAGCAAUGUAACCAACAAAGCAGCUACGCCGGUUCACUCAAAAAUGGAAUGAUUUGCGUUGGUGAAUUUGCUGGCGAACGGGAUGCAUGCCAAGGAGAUUCGGGUGGUCCAUUGGUUUGCAACGGUGUGCUGGCUGGCAUCGUGAGCCACGGAGUUGAGUGUGCGAAACCCAAUUUCCCUGGUAUCUACGCAGAUGUAGCGUACUAUCGGCAGUGGAUUCAGAGGAAUGGUGCCAGCCGAGUUAGCUUUAUUGCUACAAGUUUAGUGCUAGCGUUUAUUUCUGUAUUAUGGAACCAUUCAUCAACCAACUUGUAAUACACGUGUUAACACUA